CGCCAUCACUCCUCCAACCUCUGUUCUUCUGCAAAUAAAGAUUCAUUAUUAACGAAUCCAAUCACACAACUCCCUCCACCUCCACCUUCACCGCCGCCCUCACAUUCUCUCUCUCCACCAUUCUCCCUCAAAAGCAACCACUUUUCGGGUGUUUUUGUGUCAUGUACUUCACGUUUGUAUGUGCAUGCUGAUCGCCGGCCACCGGAGAAACGGUUGAUAUAUAGAUCUUUUGGCAAGUGGGUAAAGCCUAAACUGUAAUGUGAUUUCGUUUUGUCGCCGGAAAAAUGAAUAUUGGUCGGCCGACGGUGGUGGUGGACUUGCCGAUCAUGCACGACAGUGACCGGUAUGAUUUUGUUCGAGAUAUCGGGUCGGGUAAUUUCGGGAUUGCAAGGCUUAUGAGAGAUAAACAAACCAAAGAGCUUGUUGCAGUGAAGUAUAUUGAAAGAGGGGAAAAGAUAGAUGAGAAUGUUCAAAGAGAGAUUAUUAAUCAUAGACCUUUGAGGCAUCCUAAUAUCGUUCGUUUUAAAGAGGUUAUGUUGACCCCGACUCAUUUGGCGAUUGUGAUGGAAUAUGUUUCUGGAGGGGAGCUUUUUGAUAGGAUUUGUAACGCAGGGCGCUUCAGUGAAGAUGAGGCUCGAUUCUUUUUUCAACAAUUGAUAUCCGGGGUCAGCUACUGUCAUGCAAUGCAAGUUUGCCAUCGUGACUUGAAGCUAGAAAACACAUUGAUAGAUGGAAGCCCGGCUCCGCGAUUGAAAAUAUGUGAUUUUGGGUAUUCGAAGUCUUCUGUGUUGCAUUCGCAACCAAAAUCAACGGUUGGUACACCGGCAUACAUUGCUCCCGAAGUGUUGGCGAGGCAAGAAUAUGACGGGAAGAUUGCAGACGUCUGGUCAUGUGGGGUGACAUUAUACGUUAUGCUCGUUGGUGGCUAUCCUUUUGAGGACCCAAAUGAACCAAGAGACUUCCGAAAGACAAUACAUAGAAUUCUUGAAGUCCAGUAUUCAAUACCGGAAAACAUCGAGAUAUCACCGGAAUGUCGGGACCUCCUUUCAAAAAUCUUUGUUGGUGACCCUUCACAGAGAAUAACAAUGGCGGAGAUAAAAACACAUGAAUGGUAUUCAAAGAACCUGACUGCAGAUCUGAUGGAUGAAGAGAAGAUGAUGAUUAAACAUUUUGAAGAGUUUAAUGAACCGAUGCAGAGUGUUGAUUCUAUCAUGCAAAUAAUAUCUGAGGCCACGAUUCCUCCUGUUGGAUUUUACGAUCUUGAUAUGAUGGAUGAUGAUUUUGACAUGGAUGACUUUGACUCUGAUCGUGAAGAUAUUGAUGUGGACAGCAGUGGUGAAGUCGUAUACGCUAUAUGAUCUUAUAUUGAUAUAUCUACGUACGCUGAUAAAAGCAUAUGAAAAUCAUACCAACAUUAUAUAAAAAUUUAUAAUCGGUUUGUUUAAUUGACCAUUUUCAGUAUUAUCUAUUCAUAGAUAUAAGUUGGAGUGAAGAGAGGGUA
This is a messenger RNA of Lactuca virosa, 1501 nucleotides long. NCBI's taxonomy places the organism in Eukaryota, Viridiplantae, Streptophyta, Magnoliopsida, Asterales, Asteraceae. The record is from the annotation of a GenBank genome assembly.